Staurois parvus is the source of this 339-nucleotide messenger RNA. NCBI's taxonomy places the organism in Eukaryota, Metazoa, Chordata, Amphibia, Anura, Ranidae. The record is from the annotation of a GenBank genome assembly.
CACCAAUCCAAGGAGGCGAAGAUGUCGGCUCGGUCAUGUGAUCAGCUGUGUCCAAUCACAGCUGAUCACCAGUGUGCCCUGAUGAUCUGUGUAGCCCCAGCAGCGCCCCUGUGCUCAUCCAUGCCUCCUGCCAGUGCCACAUUUCAGUGCCACAUCAAUGCCACAUAUCAGUGCCCAUCUGAGCUGCCAGUCAGUGUCACCCAUCAAUGCCAGUCAGUGCCACCUAUCAGUGCCUAUCAGUGCCGCUUAUCAGUGCCCGUCAGUGCUGCCUAUCAGUGCCGCCUAUCAGUGCCGCCUAACAGUGCCAAACAGUGCCGCCUAUCAGGGCCAUAUAUGAGU